This is a messenger RNA of Scheffersomyces coipomensis, 552 nucleotides long. It is a transcript of the gene IMP1, whose product is annotated as endopeptidase catalytic subunit. Lineage: Eukaryota; Fungi; Ascomycota; Pichiomycetes; Serinales; Debaryomycetaceae. The record is from RefSeq and is a predicted model, not a curated record. The transcript has a single exon. Gene Ontology annotation, molecular function: serine-type endopeptidase activity. The coding region runs from base 1 to 552 and encodes 183 amino acids. Gene Ontology annotation, cellular component: mitochondrial inner membrane peptidase complex; membrane.
AUGCCAUUGCCAGAGUCGUUGAAGUUCAUAGUGUCUACACUUUCAUGGACAUUAAGAGCAGGAUGUGUUGCCCAUUUACUUCAUGAAUAUGUCUAUGAAUUCACCGAAACAAGAGGAGAAUCAAUGUUACCUACUUUACAACGAAAUCAUGAUUAUGUUCAUGCCUUUAAAAGUUAUAGAUUAGGACGAGGGUUAGAAAUGGGUGAUUGUAUAGUGGCGGUGAAACCAAGUGAUCCAGACCAUAGAGUUUGUAAACGUAUAACAGGAAUGCCGGGGGAUGUGAUAUUGAUUGAUCCAUCAUCUUCAUCAGAAUUAACUAAUAAUGCCACAGAAAUUGUUCAACAUGAUGGAUUUAAUAAAUAUAUCGUAGUACCGGAUGGUCAUGUAUGGUGUACAGGAGAUAAUUUAUGCCAUUCUCUUGAUUCACGAUCAUAUUCAGUAUUACCUAUGGGACUUAUUACAGGUAAGAUAGUCGCUGCUAAUUCUAUGGAUAAGAAAUUCUUUACAGGUGGAUUUUGGGGAUUUCGAUGGAUAACUAAUACAUUUAAUUAA